AAUUAAAUAAGAUGAUGAAAAAAGUCUAUACACUUCCAACACCAAGGGAGUAGAAGUCAAUAAUUCAACAGAAGAGUUAAUAGGAUAUAAUCAUAAAGUAGGGUUAAUUUGGGUAUAUUCCUGAUUAAACUACAAAGAAGGAAUAGUCAUCGAAGCCUUCCCGUCCAUACUUGAUGUUUAAACCUUAAUUGGUGGAAGAGGUGGAUGAGAACAACAUGAAAAAGAUGAAACUAUCCUUCCAUAACUCAAUAACCGACUUACAAACUUUUGAAGAAUUAGCAAAGGAAUCAAAGCCAAGAGAAUCCACUCCGAAUUUAAACCAAACUCCGACAGAGAAGUCUAAGCCUUUUGUUAGAAAGUCUAUGAAACACUUAACUCAGCUCUGAUGAAUAUAAAAUUUGUGAAAUUAUAUAUAUAUAUGACUUAUUUAAGUCAUUUAAUAUUGAUUUUUACAUA
Molecule: messenger RNA, 456 nt
Organism: Paramecium tetraurelia
Lineage: Eukaryota; Ciliophora; Oligohymenophorea; Peniculida; Parameciidae
Exons: 3
Source: RefSeq, a predicted model, not a curated record